Messenger RNA from Ectocarpus sp. CCAP 1310/34, 2237 nucleotides. The record is from the annotation of a GenBank genome assembly. NCBI's taxonomy places the organism in Eukaryota, Phaeophyceae, Ectocarpales, Ectocarpaceae.
UCCGCAGGAAAAUCCUGGCGUGCGUUUUACCACCACCACCAGCAGGAGGAACAAGACGAGCAGUCACUUGUUUCUCGGCCCCUUCCGCCGCCGCGCCGACAACAGCACCUCCUACACCACGGUACCACCACCACCAACGACGACAACAGCGACAACAGCAUCAACGACAAAGCAGGAAUCUAACUUCGUCGGGCAGACACCAAGCACCUCGUGCCGUUCCGAAGAGCGUUCUACCCCGACGCAGCAGCACCGCAUCCGAGGCAACAGCAGCAACAGCAGCAGCAGCAGCAGCAGCAGCAGAACAGCAGGAGGGUUCCCCCGCUAACGCCGGCGGCGGCGCCCCCCCGUUCCCAUCAGUUUCACGGGUUGAUCCGGCAGCCGCGGAACAGGAGACCGCUAUUAAGCUAAUGAGCCGAGAGGGGAAAUGGGAGAGCGCCCUGGAAAUGCUGCAGUGCAUCAGGGAUAAGGGGAUGAAGCCUUCCAUGUCGACCCACAUGGACGUGAUCGGCGUGUGCAGACGAGCCCUGGAGUGGGACCAGGCAUCCAAAGCCUACAGAGAGAUGAUAGAGGCGCAUCUGACGGAUCACCCAUUCGACGACAUGGCCUGCCAAGACUACGAAGACGAGUCCAACCACGUGUUCGCGAGGGCUUGCGGGAUAGUGGCGGGGAUGCAGGCCGACGCCGGUAUCAAGCCGAACAACGGUACUUACAGGGCUCUGCUGCAGCUCUGCAAAGACGAAGGGAGCUGGGAGGCGGCAAUCCUGCUGCUUGAGCACUCCCGGCGAUCCAAGACCAAGCUUAACCUCUUCUCCUUCGACCUUAUCAUCACGACCGUGGCGGAGCAAGGGUACAAGGAAGUGAGCACCAUGCUGUACGAGCUGGGAGUUGUAGAUGCAGACCGGGCGUUACUCGAGACCGAGGGGAACGGGGACGGGGACGUGGAGUGGCCGAAGUGGCCCCUAAAGGUCGGGCGCACAGGCGGAGCGAUACUUGAGCUGCACGAACUCACCCAAAGCAUCGCGCUGGAGACUGUGCAAGUGGCGUUAUUGGAUGUUAUUCGAAGGCCUUUGCGACGGCCUUACUGGAGUGGAGACAAGCGAUGGCGGAUAGUCACCGGCAAGGGGAACAACAGCAAGGACCGGGAGGCUGUAAUCAAGCCCGCAGUGGUGGAGCUGCUGGAGGACUUGGGCCUGAGGCCGGAAUUCCAGCAGCGCAACGAGGGGUGCGUCGAGCUCAAGCCCGCAAGCCUAGAGGCAUACAUCCGACGGAUGAAACGCCGGGGUGCGGCUGCUGCGGCCACCCCUCCAUAGCCCGUGUCUGGGCGGGUGCGCUCUCGACUUCAUUUUGGCUGAUCGAGGUGGCGUUCUCUCAUCUUAAGCCCUCCCCAUCUCUAUUUCCGAGAUUGCCGCCGUGGUUGAUAUUUGGAGCGUGGCUGAUUGGCGUUGGUGGCCAAGUCAGAGACAGCAAAACACAGUAUUGCUAGAAUGAGGAGCAGGCGAGGAAGGUGGCGGUCUUGGAAAAUAUAUUUUCUUGUAGUUGUUGUGCUACACGUGCUAUGAGUGCCAUGAGCAUUUUCUUUCUCGGCGUUUCUUUUUGGUACAAAUUGAUUCGGGGGGGCGUGCUGCUUGAUUUUUCUCUUCCUUCGCUCCAAAAGCAAAGCAUUUUUUCCACCGCUUGUUCCCAAGAGAGGAAAAGCGAUGGUCCCAUUUUUCAUCGGCUUUUUGUUUUUUUAGCUUGAACGUUGUUGGGCAAAGUUUUGGUGGCACUGUUCAUCCUGUCAUCGUGUUUUGCGUAAGGAGGUGGUCGUCCUCUCAUUAUUUAAUCUAGUCUAGUCCGUUACAGCGUGUGUUCGCGGCAAUGUUUCUGACAGGGCUGGAGGGGCUCGCACGAAGGGUUAACAAGGUGGAGGGGUGGCGGGGGAGCACCAACUCUUGUGGUUGGGGAACUUGUCUAACUUGUCUAACUUGUGUCUUGUGAAAUUUCGCUAUGUCCUCAUCAUGCUUUUUGGCGGGUCAGAGUGAAACCCAGCGGUUGAUUGAGCCACCCUGUGCUCGAACGUGGGAGGAUGGCUCUGGUUCUACUUAGAGCUGCGGGGUUGGGCUAACAUGUUGGAGACCGCGCCCUUUGCACCUGGUUGCUAGUAGCGGUAUCUUCUCCAUUUUGGCAUGUCUGCGAGCCUGCAACAUGUUCUAUCGUGCUUGGGGACUUUUUGCUAUGUUUGGAGUCGCCUUCGCCUG